GUCACCUGGAAGGCUCGAUUUUAUUUCGUACAUCCACAGCACAUUGACGGUUGCCCACGUCAUUUUUGGUCUCUAGUAUCGAGUAUUGUGCUAUGGCAAGGGGUAGGAAUGUGCGACGUAAAGUGGCACCAUCAGAACCAAAGUCUUCAGUUGCGGAUACCAAGCAGGAAGCUGACUCUGUAGAGAAUGAGUCUACGAAGGAGGGCUCUCCCGAGACGUGCCCUCUGUGCGAGUCACAUCCCCGUAAGGCAUCAAAGAAGGAAAAUUGGGUUGGUUGUGAAGGUUGCGAACGAUGGUUCCAUUGGUCAUGCGUCAAUCAACCUGAGUCGCUGGACAGCAUAGACAAAUGGUUCUGUGCCGAAUGUCUCGUUGAGGAUCCGAGUCGCUCCAUCACAUUCAAACCUGAUAAAGGUCCUACACGCAAAUCAAGGCGAACGACAACCAAGGUCGACUACGCAACCCUCAAUGAAGGUGUCCAUCCAGCUGAUCCCAAACGCUGGAUGCAUUAUCUUGCAACAAAGAGGAUUGUCCCACACGCCUUCCCAACAAUGAAGGGCUCGGAAGUCACCUCGGCUUGGCUCACCGAGAACGAGGAUGCCAUGACACAGCCUAUCAUUAUCGAGGAACCAGAGGGGCUUGGAAUGAAGAUGCCAGAUCCAUCGUUCACCGUUAGCGACGUUGCGAGGAUGGUUGGAGAGGAUGAGAAAGUCGAAGUACUCGACGUUGGAACGCAACGAGAAGAUAAGGGUUGGACGUUAGGCAAAUGGGCAGAUUAUUACAAUUCCCCUCCCAGAGACCGUGAUAAGAUUCGUAAUGUAAUAUCCCUCGAAAUCUCCGAGACCAAGCUCGCCGAAAAAAUUCUUCCUCCUCGGCUUGUUCGACAAAUUGAUUGGGUUGAGCAAGCAUGGCCUGUAAAUAAACGGAAAGGACAAUACCCGAAAGUCCAGUUGUAUUGUCUCAUGUCAGUUGCGCAAUGCUGGACGGACUGGCACCUUGAUUUUGCUGGAUCUUCUGUGUAUUACCAUAUCCUAAGAGGUUCAAAGGUAUUCUACUUCAUCCGCCCUACCCCUGCUAACUUAGCUGCGUACGAGAAAUGGUCGGGCAGCGAAGUACACCAGUCAAACGUGUGGUUAGGUGACUGGGUGGAUGAAGUCGUCAAGGUUGAACUCCAGCAGGGAAACACUAUGAUCAUACCGACUGGAUGGAUACAUUGCGUGUAUACACCCACUGAUUCACUGGUUUUUGGUGGGAAUUUCUUGCAUUCCUGGAAUAUCGCCACUCAACUACGAGUCCGACAACUGGAGCUUGCGACCAAAGUUCCCAAGAAAUUCCGUUUCCCUAUGUUUAGAAAACUUUGCUGGUAUGUUGCGGAAAAGAUGGUCCGGGAUAUCAAAGCAAAAGAAGAAAUCCACCCAAGAAUUCUUUCAGGUCUUGAGGCGUUAGCGACAUUUCUCGUUAAUGAGGUCCAUAUAAUCGAACGCAAGGCCUCGACAGAGGCUGCAAGAAAAGACUCGAAGGACCAAGUACCAACUACUACAAGGGAUCCUAGCUCCCUGGCGCGUGAAUUAAGAUGGCGAGUCCGUCUUGCCUUGGGUUCAGAAUCAGGCGACGAGCUUGAGACACCACUUUUGCGGGGCUCGUAUUCAACCAACGGAAUAAACGGCCAUGAGAAGCGAUCGUCCGUUACUCCUGGCGCCGUCGCUGGGGUCAAGCGGAAGCGCGGCAGAGGAGUGUCGCAACUCUCAUCUUCGGAGCGUGGUCCUAUAUUCAGAGGAUACGAACCACGGCCAUGGGAUGUGUCAGAGAUGCGGAAGAUACAGCCCGUCCAAACAGUUCAAGUGUCUAUGCUGCAGCCUGGGCUGGAGGAUUCCAUUGCCUGGGCUGAUUCGAAUGCUGUGAUUGAUCCAUCAUCAUCCUCCACUCCUUCAUCCUCGAGAGUGGAGUAUACCAGUGCUGUUGACGAGGUGGUGAAGGUACGGAAAACUUUGCGUGGCGAUGUUGUCACCAUCUUAGAACGUGAGACCAUUCGUCGCGUUUACGAGAGAUGGGAGUUUGCGGAGGACGAUGAUGCUGCAGAGACGAGGGUCAAAGAGGAGGAAAGUGUAGAUCCUGCCGACGAAGGAGCACAUUUAGGCGAGAAAGAGAUUUCAAAAAGCGAGUCGGUGUCACCCUGCGAUGCAGCCCCACAAAACAUGGUGGACGCUAAUUCACCUCCACCGGAGGAUUAUCCUAUUGAGCCUGCCUCCACAGACCAGGCCACUGAGGAAGUAUUGAUGGACGUGGACGAUGGUGCUCCAUCACCGCAUCUCCCACCAUCACCACCUGUCCCUCUACAAACAUGUAAUCCCAAUUCCGUGCCCGAAGAACCACCAGCAUCUCCAGAAAUGAUCCAGGAGUCAGGCGACUGAGCACAACAAGAAUCUGGACGUUUUACAUUUCAAUCUUGCACUGUCUUAUACAUUAUUCGUUGUACUAUGAACCAUGUAUUUAAGAGGGUCUUCCUAUUUUCAG
This is a messenger RNA of Cantharellus anzutake, 2511 nucleotides long. RefSeq lists its product as uncharacterized. The transcript has 9 exons. NCBI's taxonomy places the organism in Eukaryota, Fungi, Basidiomycota, Agaricomycetes, Cantharellales, Hydnaceae. Gene Ontology annotation, biological process: regulation of transcription by RNA polymerase II; protein demethylation. The record is from RefSeq and is a predicted model, not a curated record. Gene Ontology annotation, molecular function: histone demethylase activity; transcription coregulator activity. Bases 93 to 2408 code for a protein of 771 amino acids.